GCAUGCUGUGAUUUCAGAGGUGUACUGUUUAGCUCGGUCUCAAAGCUAGCAGGGUACUUUGAUUUUACUGAGGAAAACCAGCAGGAAAAAUUCAUCACCGUGGAUAUCUGACAAACUGAACCCAGAAUGGCGGAUGGAGAAGAUGCAAUGCCUCAGAGACGGAUGGUGAUGAUUGGUGCUCGAAGGGAUGGCAAAAGCUCUACGGCCAACACGAUUUUGAGAAAGCAGCGAUUUGAGUGCGGCAGAAUUCCAACAGUUCAAAGCGAAGCUCUACAUGAGAUAGUGGAGGGAAGGGAGUUGGUGGUAGUUGACGCACCAGGAUGGAAGAACUCUCCCUCUCUCAGUGAAAUCCCAGAAAGAGAAAAGGAACAAUUUAAAAUAAAUGCUUCCAAGUGUCCGCCUGGACCACAUGCUUUCCUCCUUGUCAUACCGAUAGAUGCCAGAUUCUCCUACGAACAAAAGAUGACUGUGGAAGAUUAUAUGAAGUUGCUCGGGGAUCGAGUGUGGCAACACACUAUCGUGCUGUUCACCUUUGGUGACUUCCUGGGGUCAAAGACCAUUGAGCAAUACAUUGAGAGUGAAGGUGAAGCGCUCACUUGGUUAAUAGAAAAGUGUCAGGACAGGUACCAUGUGAUCAACAACAAAGACAAAAGCAACUUAACUCAGGUCACUGAACUGAUAGAGAAGAUUGAUGAGAUGGUCGAGGCCAAUGAUAACGGUUUCUAUAGGCUAGACAUGCACGCAUUUGAUACCAUUAUGAAGAAGCAAGAAGAGAUAGCAAAGAGGGCUUAUGAGAGACACAGGCAAGCCUUGGAAACAAGAAGGCAAAUGAAAGCAAUUGUCUCAGGAAUGGAACCCAUCAAGAAACUUCAGAUGAUUCUCCUUGGCAGCCGCUUUGUUGGGAAAACCUCUUUAGGUAAAACCAUUUUAGGUAUCGAAGAGCAUGGAGAAGAAGAGAGAACAACAUUUUCGCACACCCUCCAUGGCAUAGUGGGCAGUACGGAGAUUACAAUAGUAGACACGCCAGGCUGGAGGAAAGGCUUCACUGCAUCUGACACGCCAGAAAUGAUUAAAGACGAGGUCCUGUACAGCUUAUUCAAGUGCCAACCGGGGCCCCACGUCUUCUUGCUAGUGAUCGACGCCGAAGCCUCAUUUAACCGCAAUCAUUUGAAUGCAGCCACCACUCAUAUGGAGCUCCUAGGGAAGGGCGUAUGGAAACACACGAUUUUGGUGUUCACCCGAGGAGACUGCCUGCGGUCACGUAAUAUAGAGGAAUACAUUGAAGGCGAGGGUAAAGCACUGCAAUCUCUGGUGGAGCGAUGUGGUGACAGGUAUCAUGUCAUUGACAACAUGAAUGCAGACGAUGGCAGUCAGAUUAAGGAGCUAUUGGAGAAAAUCACGCUGACUCUGGCAGGGAACAAAGGGCAACAUUUUAAACCUAAUAGGAAGAUGCUUGAGGACCUGAAGGAGAAAGAAAAAAAAGUGGAAGAAGCUGUUCUCCAGAGAAGUCAAGCCAAGGCUGCCAAAGUGGAGAAAGGUUUUGCCAAAAAGUUAAAUGAGCUUCAAAUUUUGAUUAUCGGUGAAAAGCUGUCAGGAAAGACAACUGCAGCAAAUUACAUCCUGCAAAGCAUGGUGUUCCACACCAAAUCAAAUCACGGGUGUAUGGCUCAGACGGCUCAAGUUGCAGGCAGGAGAGUCACAGUGGUCGACACCCCUGGCUGGAACAAGGUGCCAGAAUGCACCUCGAACCUGGACAGAGAAAUCGUCCAAGGUCUGACUCUGAGCCAUGAAGGGGUCCACGCUGUUCUGAUUAUGAUUUCCUUGGACAUGACAUUCAACGACGUCAAUAAGGAAAUGCUGGAAGAUCAUGUCAAUCUCUUCGGAGAGAGUGUAUGGGAUCACACAAUUGUUUUAUUCACCAACAUGGAAAGCUUCACAGACAGAUCCCUGGAAGAUCACAUUGUGAGGGAACAUCUGCUGCAAUGGUUGAUUGAGAAGUGUAGGAACAGAUACCACUACCUGAACGUCACAGAAAAAAGCAAUGUUAGCCAGCACCAGCAGCUGUUUACUAAGAUAGAGGAGAUGUCAGCAAAGAACCAGGGUCGCCUCUUUCACCCCGACAUCAAUGACAUCCACCUGAGGAUUGAUAAAAAGUUCCAUAAGAGGCAAAUCAAAGAUGUGCUGCAACAUGUAAUUGAGCAGGGGUCCAAAAUCCGAGAGCUGGAACUGUGUAAAAGCUUCAAGGAGAAACUCAUCAAGCUUCAAGGGGACAUAAAUGAGAUUGUUCCAGCUCCGCGAACAUUGGGUGCCGGUUUCAAGGGGAAGGGCAAGAAGAAAUGUGUCCUGGCAGAUAUUGAACAAGAGAUUGAUGAUCUAAAUAAGACCAUUUUCCAGUUGAGUCAGCGGAACAGCAUGGACUUCGGGAACCCUUCCUUGAGUGGAUCCACCCAAACCAUCGAUGAAGUUGCGGAAUGGCUGUCUACGAUUGAAACAAGCACAAGCCAAGCUUCUAUGCUCACGCUAAAUUCUUCACAGUCAUCAGGGUAUAGAUCUCAAUAUCUCCCUUUGCUGGAUGACUGACCUGCAUCGAAUCAACAGCGCACCAAUUACUCUGUUAGUUAUUUUUUUUUAAAUACAGAAAUAUUUUACUUUGUAGAAUUUAGUUAUUAUUCACAAAAUUAUACAAGGGUUUGUUCAAAAAAUAGGACAGCAAACUGAGCAGCUUUUCUAGCAAACUGUUUUUGCCCAUUAUAGCUAAAGCCCAAUGUGAAUAAAGUUAUCUCAUUUGGUAAAAAUGUACUUUUAAUGAAAACAACAAAGGUAAUAAAUUGACAAUGACAAAGAUAAAGUUGAAUAAUACUUGAUAGAGAAGCUUUGGGAGUUUGAAUUAUUUGUAUGUACGUUUACAUUCGUUUUGAUGGUAUUUAUUAAUUUACAGUAAAUGUAUAUUUUGUGGGAGUUGUCCAAUCAAAGUAAAAAUAAGAUGGUAAUUUCAAAAUUUCAGAGGUGAUAAAUCAUUGCUUCGAAGCCUUGUUGCCUGUUGUUUCUAUACAGAGGAAAUGGUACAUCCAAAUUUAUUGAAAAAUGCAAAUACUGUACAGAUACCACUCAUGUGAUAGUCCAAUGCACCAAAUCAGCAGUGGGAAUUAAUGUGAAAUAAUUAGGUUAAUACGAAUGAACGAAACAUUUUUAAAUGUGUUUUAUCCAUUUAAAACUGGGCUUAGGAUCGUGUUGUCACCCCUGUAGGCCAUGAUUGUGGUCGUUUUCUUACUUUUUAACCACUAAGAUAUUCCCCCUUUCAUCUCAACUCUGUUUUUCUGUUGACUGUUAAAUAAAGUUUAAUUCCGUCAAACAAUGUUGACUGGUGUGUUCCAAGGUGCAGGGCAUCAUAUCAUAAUCACAAUGGGUAAAAAAAGUCCUAAUGUGGUUGUUAACCAUAGCUUUAUUGCAUACAAAUUAUGUGUCAAGUAAUGACUAUAUAAUCUUAGUACUAACGUGUGUGUUGGUGUAUGCAUAUCCUAAACGUAUCUACAUUAAGCACUUGUUUUGUUUUUAAACCGUUGUUUUAUUAUGUACAGCAUGUUGUGUUGCAUUUUCGUGCAAAAAAAUUGCUUUAUAAAGUUUUGAUGAAUUUUAUCGAGACAUGCAAGAGACGUACUUCCUUUCCCAUGACACAGUCGUUUUUAGACUGUUCCCAGGCCUGAAUAUCAAUUGAUCUCAACUGUCUUCUUUAUUAGAAAUAACAACGCAAUACAAUACAACAAAGACAAUGUAGGAAUGGAUAUUUUGUGAUUUCAAGAGAAUUUAUGGAAUUUAUGAAUUUAUUUACUUGGUUAGUGAUGGUUGUUUUAUUUUAUUGUUGUCGUCUGUUCUGUAAAGCGCUUUGGUACAGCUGUGGUUGUUGUGAAGACUAUAUGAAUAAAGCGAGUUGGAAUCCA
Messenger RNA from Corythoichthys intestinalis (scribbled pipefish), 3938 nucleotides. RefSeq lists its product as uncharacterized. Gene Ontology annotation, molecular function: GTP binding. The transcript has 6 exons. Lineage: Eukaryota; Metazoa; Chordata; Actinopteri; Syngnathiformes; Syngnathidae. The record is from RefSeq and is a predicted model, not a curated record. Bases 127 to 2580 code for a protein of 817 amino acids.